Messenger RNA from Cylindrotheca closterium, 921 nucleotides. The record is from the annotation of a GenBank genome assembly. NCBI's taxonomy places the organism in Eukaryota, Bacillariophyta, Bacillariophyceae, Bacillariales, Bacillariaceae.
AUGAGAGACGUUGCUGGAGCUGAAGAAUCUCAAUCAAGAACCAAGAGAUACGCCUGCAUUGCGGCAGUUGUGGUUGCGUUGUUCUUUGUAUUGUCCUUGAGCGGAGGAAGCCAAGAUGCUGGAGCCGAGGUUGUUGGCGGACAAGCCAAGCACCACAUCGUGAAUCACCCUAAGAGUGGUGGAGGGGCUGCUAUCGACCCUGGACUCGAUGAAGACGCGGAAUUUUCCGACGCCCAAAGUAAAUUUGAGCGAACUGUCAAGGAGCAAGUAAGCAUGAAUGAAAACAUGCUGUCAGAGGAAAUGGGAAAGGAACUUGAGAUCAUUGAAGGCCGUCUUUCAGAUUUGCUAUCCGAAUCUGGGGUCGACUUUUCCGAAGACGAAAUUACCACAUUGAAAGAGGGAAUUAGAUCGCAGUUGGAGGAUGAUGUCCACAAAUUCAUUAAUGACCAGGCUGAUGAAACUUUGGAGAAGGAAAAGACAGAGUUCCAGAAUGAUUUGGACCGGGAUGCAGAUGAUACGAAGGCUGAGGGAGAAAAGGAGGCCGAAACACAAAAGUCGGAGAUUCUUGUUGUUCUCAGGGACAAGGUUGACGAAAUCUGCAUCUCUGCCAAAUCACAAAUGAAGUCUUUUGCUGCCGUUGCGGAAAAGACGAUCCUAGAGCAAAAGUUUGAAGAAAAGACUUCCAAGUCCUAUGUCGCAAACAUUUCAGAUGAAAAUACUGUAACAAGUGUGGAAAAAUCAUCUGAUGUGGCAGCGAAAUCAACAAAAAAGGGCACCAAGAAGGCACCGACCCCUUCUCCCACAGAGGCUCCUAAAACUGGCAAGAAGGGAGGAAAGAAAGCUCCGGAGCCAGAAUCAGACUCCGAGUCAGAAUCAGAAUCAGACGAAGAUGAGGACGAAGAAGAAGAGGAAGACGAUUAG